AUGGUUCCGGGUGAGGCAGAUACUGAAUGUGCUCGCGUGGCAAAGAGUACUAAAUCGGCUAUUUUGACGAGUGAUUCGGACCUUUUGGUUCAUGAUCUUGGAGUUGAGGGUUCGGUUGUUUUUCUUAACUCGUUGCAGUUGACCGAGGAGGGUGGGAGUGAGAGUGAGAGUAUAGAGGACUCAAUUUCAAACUCAACUCAAGCAUUGAAAUUGAAACUUUGUGGACAGGGCAUAACUCCUCACGCUUUAUCUCGCCAAUUUGGAAUUCCCAAUAUUCAACGCUUUGCCUACGAGCUUCGUGAAGACCCGCACGCCCCUUUCUCUAAGCUUCUCCGCCUGGCUAGAGAAUAUAAAUAUGGGGUCGAUGAAAAACGCUCUGUUGAAUAUUGCGAUUUUCUUCGCGAGUAUGAGUAUGGGCCUCGCCCUAGCCUUCAUGCAGCAACAACCACAGAGAAAGACUCGGAGGGAAAGCUUUUCACUCUCGGAAUGGAUCCUAGGGUCUCUGAAUUAUUCUGGCAAUUUGAUUCCCCGGAUACAUAUACCCAAGCCUCCCAAUACCAUGUCUAUCUUGGAAUUCUCCACGAGGACUCUUCUCGACGCUGUGCUUGGGAGCAAGCUCGGUCUUAUCGCUCACUUGGCUAUGCCCUACUCAAUCUGAGUCGCCCUGCCGCACACCAGUCCCAGACUAUCUAUGAAUUUGUUCGGCGGGGAGGAAGAAUUGUCGCGGAGCAGGUCACUCUCGCUGGCGAGAAGACUGUGAUUUCUGACCUUGGACACCUCCAAGGACGUCUGGAUCUAGCUCGAAGUACCUUUGACCGUCGUGAUUCAUCGUCAAACUUUUGGUUCUUGUUUGCCCUCUCGGAGGUUUAUCAAGAAUUAUCGAAUACAACGACCCCACCAACCGCUAAGCAACUGCAAGGGUUCCUGGGCAAAGGCUUUAUGGGCAAAGGCACUGAUUGGGAGGAUAUUCACCUCCUAGCUCAGGUACAGGCUGUUCUGUACUCUCUUCGAAUGCUGCAACAACUUAUUCAAAUUGCGGCAAAGACUUAUGAUGUCGGGCCCUACCGGACUGUCUUGAAGGACUUGCCUCCCCUAUAUCUUCUCAUGAGGUCACGGCAUGAUAUCGUCCAGGGCUUUUCUGAAAAUGAGGGCUGCCGGAAAGUCGUUCAUCAGAUGGUUAAGACUUAUGGCUGA
Messenger RNA from Penicillium waksmanii, 1194 nucleotides. RefSeq lists its product as uncharacterized. The coding region runs from base 1 to 1194 and encodes 397 amino acids. NCBI's taxonomy places the organism in Eukaryota, Fungi, Ascomycota, Eurotiomycetes, Eurotiales, Aspergillaceae. The record is from RefSeq and is a predicted model, not a curated record. The transcript has a single exon.